Molecule: messenger RNA, 735 nt
Organism: Drosophila sechellia
Lineage: Eukaryota; Metazoa; Arthropoda; Insecta; Diptera; Drosophilidae
Product: abnormal spindle-like microcephaly-associated protein homolog
Exons: 1
Coding region: 143-559 (138 amino acids)
Molecular function (GO): calmodulin binding
Source: RefSeq, a predicted model, not a curated record
GCCGUACGCCAGUACAAUUUUAGAUCUCGAGCGAGCGAGUUCGUCCGGAACAGAGAGCUGCUACAACCGAUGAAAGCCGUAUUUGUUGGAUAGAAACGCGGACUCAGAGAUUGCCAUUUUUGUCGCAGUGCACCAGAGGAUCAUGUACAUUUACCCCAGCUCCCCGGAAUCAGCAUCGUCCUUGCAGUCCGAAGAGAGUGCGGCCAUUAAGAUUCAGGCCGGAUUUCGUGGCUACCGCGUGCGCAAAGAGAUUCAUCGAUCCAGCAAGAACCCCCAUCCCAGGCGGAAUCAGCGACAGCGUCCGAAGAACAACGCCCUCAUGGAAAACCAGGACAAUAAGGGAAAUCCACGUCCCAGCGCCGAGGAUCAGCAUACGGGCUCCGAGAAUGGUGGCAAAUCCGUGGAGGAUCGCAGUGCCACCAAGAUACAGGCGGGAUUCCGGGGAUUCCUGGUGCGAAAGAAGCAGAAAAUCGCCACCGAUGCGGCCGUUAAAAUUCAGGCUGGCUUCCGGGGAUUCAAAACACGCAAAGAAUUGAAACAAUGCGAGCCCAUUGUGUAAUGACUUCCACAACUCUGAUUUCUACUGUACAUACAAAUAUGUGUAUUCAAAUCCUACCGCUUAGUUCAAUACGUGUCGUGUAAAUAGAUUAAUAUUAACUGAUAGCUUCCAGAAGAAUAAAAUACUCUUACUCAAGAAACCGCAAUCUUGAAAGACAGCACUAUCCAUUAACGAGA